AUGGAAUAAACAUUCUCGUUUAUCGACCUACGUUUUUCUACAUGGUAUGUUGGCUCUUGAAUCGUUUGAACGACGAAACUAAACCUGAGUAUUCCUAAGAGAAUACAUCUGAUCCAUCAUCUCCUUACUAUUUGUCAAACUCGGAUCGGCGGAUUCCGGGGCUCUCGGAUGAACAGUGGCAGGGUCUCAUGAAGUUGCUGGAGAAGAGUAAGAUGCUUGCUCCGUCUGAAAAAUUGACCGGUAAGAAUUCUAAUUUUAGAUGGUUGCUGGACGCGGGUGCUUCGUACCAUAUGACAGGUAGUGCUCAUUUAUUGGUGGAGGACAAGGAAGCAUUGCCACCCGUGGCAGUGAUACUGCCUAACGGAGAAGUAAAGUAUGCAACUAGCGUGGGAAGUGUAAAAUUGAGCUCGUAUAUUACACUUAGGAAGGUCCUAUUCGUACCUGGCUUGAAGUGUAACCUUAUAUCUGUAGCACACUUGAUUGAUGACCAGAAAUGUGAUGUAUAUUUUACUAAUCAGUUAUGUGUGAUACAUGACUACCUGCCUACGAGGAUGCUGAUUGGAGCAGGUAGACGACAAGAUGGAGUAUACUAUUUUCACGGUUUUGACACAACAACUGCUAGUCAAAUAAGGAAGCAAGAGUCAAGCAACUUAUGGCAUUCCCGGUUAGGACACCCGUCCUCAAAAGUGAUGAGUUGUGUUUUUAGUUUAAAUAAUUUUGGGUCUGUAAGUGAUUUGAAUAAAGUGUGUGAUGCAUGUUUGAGAGGGAAACAGACUCGUGAAGUUUUUCAAACUAAUAAUACUAGA
Molecule: messenger RNA, 806 nt
Organism: Cuscuta europaea
Lineage: Eukaryota; Viridiplantae; Streptophyta; Magnoliopsida; Solanales; Convolvulaceae
Source: the annotation of a GenBank genome assembly